This is a messenger RNA of Triticum dicoccoides, 1128 nucleotides long. RefSeq names its product splicing factor U2af large subunit A-like. Bases 9 to 587 code for a protein of 192 amino acids. The record is from RefSeq and is a predicted model, not a curated record. NCBI's taxonomy places the organism in Eukaryota, Viridiplantae, Streptophyta, Magnoliopsida, Poales, Poaceae. The transcript has 10 exons.
CCCACCCCAUGGACGAGCACGACGCGCCCUCCAAGACCGGCGCCGGCGCCACGAAGUUCCCGCCGGCAAAGCGCGGCCGCGACGCCCGCUCUCCCCAGGAUGCACAGCCCCACAAGGAGAGGUCCUCGAGUUCCAGAGACAGAAACCGGGACAGGGAGAGCAUCCGUGAACGUUGUGACUGGAGAAGGGAUCAGGAGCGCCACCAUCACGAGCACGGUGAAAGGAGUGAGAGAAGGGAGCACCCUGACUGUUUCGAUCAGCAUGACUACCAUGGGAGCUGUGGUCCUGACGCUGAAAGCAAGCAGGUGAUACUAAGUGACGCUAUGAAACCAUCAGAAGCCAUUCUUGUACCUGCUCCAGCUGCAACCCCAGAUCAGCCACAUAGACUUCCUGCUGCUAAUCCUGGGAUGAUCCCAAGCAACAGCAAGCAGGUGAGAUUAAGUGACGCUAUGAAACCAUCAGAAGCCAUUCUUGUACCUGCUCCAGCUGCAACCCCAGGUCAGCCACAUAGACUUCCUGCUGCUAAUCCUGGGAUGAUCCCAAGCAACAGCAAGCAGGUGAGACUAAGUGACGCUAUGAAACCAUGAGAAGCCAUUCUUGUACCUGCUCCAGCUGCAACCCCAGGUCAGCCACAUAGACUUCCUGCUGCUAAUCCUGGGAUGAUCCCAAGCAUGGCCCCAAACAUCAACUUACCUGCCCUAGGACAGCCACUAGCCAUGACACGGACCGCUCGGCGUGUUUACGUCGGUGGAAUUCCUCCAAUCGCCAAUGAACAGACGGUAGCCCAAUUCUUCAACCAAGUUAUGGCUGCUAUCAAAGGGAACACAUCUGGCCUAGGUAAUGCGGUUGUUAAUGUGCACCUAAACAAUGAGAAGAAAUUUGCUUUUGUUGAAAUGAGGUCUGUGGAGGAAGCAAGCAAUGCAAUGGCCUUGGAUGGUAUAAUGUUCGAGGGAGCAAGAGUUAAAGUUAGGAGGCCAACAGACUACAACCCUUCCAGGCAGCUGCAUUGGGUCCGAGCCAGCCCAAUCCCAACCUCAAUCUUGCUGCUGUUCACUUGCCUAGACAGGUAACCCGGCGCAGGCCGUGAUCCCAUGGCUCAUCCCAGCGGUGAUCCUGUCGUCGGCAAGG